AUGUGGCUAGCUGGCAGACCUCCUGUGAUUAUAAUUCCAGAGGAGAAUGCCUUCUACACUGGAUUCAAGUUUCAAGGUCAACCUAUUGCAUACGCCUUCAAUCAGAGACUCAAAUGGGAAUGGUUUCUUAGUGACAUACCUGGUCGUGACAGAUCAGUCUUAUUCGAGGGGCCUCAUGGUUCAAAUUCUCAUCAACUGAUUGACCCACUCAUGCUGGAAAUUGAGUUGCGGGAUUCAGAUGCACAAAUGUUGUCAGGGAGGUCAAGAUUCAAUUUCAAGAAGAUAGAUAGGAUAACUGACUGGAUACAUCACUCCAUCCCUUCAGAUGCCGCUGAUGAACCAGAUUUUGUUGAAGGUGGACAGUUUUUUACGACUGUUCAUCGGCGUUUCCAAGAUCAAACUGGCUUGGAGAUAUUCGUAGAAACUCGUGCUGAUCAGAAGUGGGAAGUCCACAAUGAUGGGGAAUAUGCUAUUAGAGAGGGUCCACUGGGCUCCAUUCCCAAUGAAGUUGUGGGCAGGAGAUUGAGGUACAUCCAAGCAUCCGAGUAUUCAGAGGACUAG
Messenger RNA from Marasmius oreades (fairy-ring Marasmius), 561 nucleotides. RefSeq lists its product as uncharacterized. The transcript has a single exon. The record is from RefSeq and is a predicted model, not a curated record. The coding region runs from base 1 to 561 and encodes 186 amino acids. Lineage: Eukaryota; Fungi; Basidiomycota; Agaricomycetes; Agaricales; Marasmiaceae.